This is a messenger RNA of Dovyalis caffra, 1590 nucleotides long. Lineage: Eukaryota; Viridiplantae; Streptophyta; Magnoliopsida; Malpighiales; Salicaceae. The record is from the annotation of a GenBank genome assembly.
AUGUCUGUCAUACUCUCAUCGGACCCGGACCUCCGGUUACCCUUGCUACCUUCUUUAGAAGAGCCGGCGGGGAAACCCGGGCAGGGACCGGAACUUCGGAAGCUAACAAUAGAUGACAUGUUACAAAGACACUGUGGUGAAUUUGGGACAUGGCAAUUACGUCACUUUGUGUUAACAUGUUUGGCUUGGGCGCUUGAGGCCUUCCAUACUAUGGUGAUGAUCUUUGCAGACCGGGAACCGGACUAUAGGUGUUAUGGGCCGGGUUGUGACGAGGGGGCUACGAGUGUUUGUGGGUUCGAACCGGGGUCGUGGGAUUGGGUUGGUGGUGCUGGGAGCUCCACGGUGGCUCAGUGGGGGUUGGUUUGUGGAGAGAAAUAUAAGGUUGGGUUGGUUCAGGCUGUGUUCUUUGGUGGCUGCAUGAUCGGUGCAGGAGUAUUUGGACAUCUCUCGGACUCCAUGCUAGGAAGAAAAGGCUCUUUAAAUGUAGUAUGCUUGCUAAAUGCCUUGUUUGGUUGCUUAACAGCAUUUGCCCCAGACUACUGGACCUAUCUCCUACUUCGUCUGCUCACCGGUUUCAGCACUGGUGGCGUUGGCCUCUGCGCCUUUGUUCUUGCCACUGAGCCAAUAGGACCUGCAAAACGUGGUGCGGCUGGCAUGUCUACAUUCUAUUUUUUCUCAACUGGAAUAGCCAUACUCUCAGGUAUAGCUUACAUUUUUCGUUCUUGGCGGGCACUGUACCUUGCCUCGUCUAUCCCCUCCAUCCUGUUCCUUGUCAUUGUUCUUCCUUGCAUCUCUGAGUCCCCACGUUGGUACCUUGUUCGUGGGAGGAUCAAUGAAGCAAUGAAUUUAAUGCGGACCAUUGCUAAAUCUAAUGGAAAACACCUUCCUGAUGGAGUUAUUUUGGCCCUUGACGAAGAUGUAAAUGAAAGUUCUGUCAAUGAACAAAGUGACAAGCAAGAAACUGCAACAAAAGAAGCAAUAACAGGUUCUGUAAUUGAUGUAAUUCGCUCCCCGAUCACCCGUAUUCGUUUGUUUUUAGCAGUAGUCAUUAACUUCAUGUGCUCAGUUGUCUAUUAUGGCCUUAGCUUAAACGUUGUCAACCUUGAUACCAACCUUUACCUCAAUGUGCUGCUCAAUGCCGUGGCUGAAAUGCCAGCAUUUCUUAUAACAGCACUUUUGUUGGACGUGUUUGGAAGGAAACCAUUGACAAUUGGGACUCUAUGGUUCAGUGGCAUUUUCUGCUUUGCUGGGUGUUUGACGGGAGGUGUUGGGAUAUGGAAAGUGGUGAAGAUGAUUUGUGGAGUUUUGGGUAUUUUUGGGAUGGCUGGGACUUAUAAUUUGCUGUUUAUAUACACAGCAGAGUUAUUUCCUACAGUUGUUAGAAAUGUAGCUCUUGGUUGUGCAACACAAGCAGCACAAAUGGGGGCAAUAUUGGCACCCUUUAUCGUGGUUUUGGGAGGUUCAUUACCAUUUGCAAUUUUCGCAGUUUGUGGUUUGGCCGGAGGAUUACUUGCGUUUUUCCUGCCAGAGACGUUAAAUCGGCCACUCUAUGACACGAUCUCUGGAAUGAAGGAAGGAGAAGGUGUGUAA